CGAUGGCACAUGGUUUAGAAGAAGCACUCGGAAAUGAGACUGUUAUUUGCUUAGCAUGGUUCACUCAUAGCACAAGGCAUUUUAAGCUUACCAAAGUUUGUUUGGACUUUAGAGCUAAUAUAGUACGUUGUAUUUUAAAUAAUUCAAUAUUUGUCUUAAGUCUGUCGCGGCGAAACAUCCAGCUGAAGCUCAGGAGCUAAAAAAGAAAGAAAGAGAGCAACAUGGCUGUGGACAUGAGAUUACCGACUGUUAAAAACUCAAUGUCUCUUUCACAUUCUGCUGGUGACCGAAAAGAUCUGGUUGUCCCUGGAGAUGUGAUCACUUCAGACACUGGGUUCAUGAGGGGUCACGGCACAUAUGUUGACGAAGACAAGCUGACAGCAUCAGUGGCUGGAGAGGUGCAGAGGGUGGACAAACUAAUAUGUGUCAGACCUCUUAAGACGAGAUUUAAUGGUGAGGUUGGAGAUGUUGUAGUUGGUAGAAUUACAGAGGUUCAACAGAAGCGUUGGAAGGUGGAGACCAACUCCAGACUAGAUUCUGUCCUCUUGUUGUCAUCUGUCAAUCUGCCGGGAGGAGAACUGAGGAGACGAUCAGCAGAAGAUGAGCUCACCAUGAGAGAAUACCUUCAAGAGGGCGAUCUCAUCAGUGCAGAAGUGCAGUCUGUUUUCUCAGACGGAGCCCUGUCACUUCACACUCGUAGUUUAAAGUAUGGAAAAUUGGGUCAAGGAGUGCUGGUGCAGCUUUCCCCGUCUCUGAUAAAGAGGCAGAAAACGCAUUUCCACAACCUACCUUGUGGAGCCUCCAUCAUCUUGGGGAAUAACGGCUUUGUAUGGCUGUAUCCCACGCCGGGACAGCAAGAAGAGGAAGCUGGAGGCUUCUACACCAGUCUGGAGCCUGUGAGCCUGUCGGAUCGAGAGGUGAUUUCACGGCUUAGAAACUGCCUACUGGCUCUGGCUGCUCAUAAAGUGCUUUUGUAUGACACAAGUGUUCUCUAUUGCUACGAGUCGUCUCUCCAGCACCAGGUCAAGGACAUCUUAAAGCCAGAAGUGAUGGAGGAGAUUGUAAUGUUGACACAACAGAAGCUGUUGGAACACGAGAGUUAAGAAGACACAAACUAAAGUAUCUAACCAAAAUCAAAGUAAACUCUGUCUAAUAGGACCACUUAGAUUUCUUAGAUGGCUUUUGUUUUGUAUUUGAUAAAACUCACAGCUACUGUUGCGAAAAACUGAUUAAACAAAAAAAAAAGGUAAAUUAUUAGAAGACAUCAGUUGACAUCUUUUGAUACACAAAGCAAUUUUAUUGUUUGAUUAAAUUCUGUAAUUUCUA
Poecilia latipinna (sailfin molly) is the source of this 1326-nucleotide messenger RNA. It is a transcript of the gene exosc2, whose product is annotated as exosome component 2. The record is from RefSeq and is a predicted model, not a curated record. The transcript has 9 exons. Gene Ontology annotation, molecular function: RNA binding. Gene Ontology annotation, biological process: CUT catabolic process; U4 snRNA 3'-end processing; exonucleolytic trimming to generate mature 3'-end of 5.8S rRNA from tricistronic rRNA transcript (SSU-rRNA, 5.8S rRNA, LSU-rRNA). Gene Ontology annotation, cellular component: nuclear exosome (RNase complex); cytoplasmic exosome (RNase complex). Bases 222 to 1103 code for a protein of 293 amino acids. Lineage: Eukaryota; Metazoa; Chordata; Actinopteri; Cyprinodontiformes; Poeciliidae.